AUGAUAUUUAUUACAUAUUUCCUGUUAUUAUUCCUACCUAUUGUCCAAUUAACCAUUUCUAAUACAUGGUCGACAACAUCAACUAAUUGUGUAUGGCAUGAAUAUACUGCUAACAAACAUCUUAGUAAAAGGAUUGAUUUACGGGAUAUACGUAAUCAACUUCUAACGGUUGCAUUGGAUAAUGAAACUUAUUAUUUCAAUCCGUGUAAAACAUUCAAUCUUCCAAUAAAUGAUGAUCCAUAUACAGUUAAUGGUGAACAAUGUCAUAAUGUUUUAGGUUGUAAAAAAAUACAACUAAGACAAGAUUAUUAUGAAUAUUAUACAAAUGCAAUUAAAUUAAAUUCAACUGUAUUAUCAACAAUAACACCAUUAACACUUCAAUAUUAUGGAUCAAAGUCAUAUGCAAAUAAAAAAAUGCACGUUCGAUGUGAUUGCAAUAGACGUAUACAUCGUGCGCAUUUUAAAUUCGUUGAAUAUCAGCAUAAUAUAACACCAGUUUUCUCUUUAACACAUCGUUGUUGUUGUCCAAACGUUUGCGGAGGCAAUACAUUUCCAAAAGGACUUUUAUUAGUUUUAUUGUUGGUUAUUUUAUUUAUUAUUGGUACAGCUGUUUGCAUUUUUUUUCAAUGUCGUCGACAUUAUCCUGAACGAAAUACAUACGGAGCAGUAGCUACUACAAAUUUAAAUAUCAAUACAUUGGAACCAUCACAAGGAGUUAAAAUUGGUUUAACGGAUACUUAUCAUCGAAGUGGGACUCAUAAACGACCACGUAGUAAAUCAAUAGUUCCUGUUCUAGAAAAUUCCAUAAUAUCUUCUCAAGAUUUUAAAGUUAUUAAACGCUUAGGUGUUGGUGAAUUAGGCGGUGAAGUAUGUGAAGGACGAUGGAAUGAAAAACUAAUUGCAGUAAAAACUUUACGUAUUGGUGUUCAUCCGGAAAAAUUUUCUCAAACUGAAAAAACCUAUUUGGAAAAUGAAAUUGGUUUAUUAAGUCAUGUACGUCAUAAAAAUUUAACAGCAGUUAUUGGCAUUUGUUUUGAUAUUGAUAUUUAUCCUCGAAUACUUUUAUCAUUUGCUGAACAUGGUACAAUUAUUGAUUUUAUACGACGUUUUCCAACAAAAGUUGAUUGGUCAUUAAGAUUAUCAUGGUGUAUAAAUACAUCAGAUGCACUUGCUUAUUUACAUCAAUCAAAAAUACUUCAUAGAAAUUUAAAAUCAUCAAAUCUUCUUAUUGGAGUUGAUUUACGUGUACAUGUUUGUGAUUACGGUCUUAUUCCGAUUCUUCAACCACUUCGUGAAGCAUGUGAUAGUGAACGUUGUUUAUGUAAAUUAAGUCAUCCAGCAUUACCAGUUUCAAUACGUUGGUCAUCACCAGAAAUACUAUCGAAUCCAUCGGAUAAUUCAAGAUUUAAUACUUCCUGUGAUGUUUAUUCAUUUGGUGUUUGUCUUUGGGAACAAAUACGUUUAGAACAACCAUAUGCAGACAUUAAAGAUGAAGCUGAAGUUAGUCGAAUCAUUGUUGAAGGACAACGUUUAGUAUCAUUUGAAGAAACAAUGACGAAUGUUAUGCCUGAAUAUAAUGACAUAAUGAAUGCUUGUUGGGCAGAAAAUCCUACUAAUCGACCAACAUUUGAACGUAUCGGACAACUUCUACGAGAUGCAUUACCGAAAGUAAAACAAUUUCAAAAAGCAACUAUGAAACAGCGACGUUCAUCAAUAACAAAUACAACUGAUAUACAAGAAGAACAUUCAUCUUUAUUUCGACUUGAUUCGAGAAUGUCUACAGAUACACCAAAACCAUAUCAUCCGAAUGUUUAA
Adineta steineri is the source of this 1815-nucleotide messenger RNA. The record is from the annotation of a GenBank genome assembly. Lineage: Eukaryota; Metazoa; Rotifera; Eurotatoria; Adinetida; Adinetidae.